This is a messenger RNA of Manduca sexta (tobacco hornworm), 1836 nucleotides long. RefSeq names its product beta-1,3-glucan-binding protein 1. Gene Ontology annotation, biological process: carbohydrate metabolic process. The transcript has 11 exons. Bases 298 to 1761 code for a protein of 487 amino acids. NCBI's taxonomy places the organism in Eukaryota, Metazoa, Arthropoda, Insecta, Lepidoptera, Sphingidae. Gene Ontology annotation, molecular function: hydrolase activity, hydrolyzing O-glycosyl compounds; carbohydrate binding. The record is from RefSeq and is a predicted model, not a curated record.
ACUGGUGUUAAUUUAAAUUGUUUACGUUAGUAAUUUAUCAUGUAUGUCCACCCUCCAGGUACAUACAUUUUAAAAUUGCGAUAAAUCGCAUAUACUAAUCUUGCUGUGCAAAACGGCUCUUAGCUAAAAAAUACUGACACGACGUAAUAAUUAUUUAACUUGUUUUAUUCCCGCGACCUUCCGAUAUCGCCAUUGAUCCAACAGACCGCGGCCGCAAAUCGCGCCGAGUAGACACAUUGGCUGCGUGACCCAUUUAUUCCAGGCAGCUGUUCAAAGGAGGGUGAAUAAAAAAAAACAAUGUUAAAAAGUGUGUUUGUGUUGUUUUUGGUGAAUUAUUUGAACUCAGUGCGAUGCCUCGAAGUUCCUGACGCGAAGUUAGAGGCCAUAUAUCCUAAAGGACUAAGAGUGUCAAUUCCAGAUGAUGGCUAUACUCUCUUCGCAUUCCACGGCAAACUCAAUGAGGAGAUGGAGGGAUUGGAAGCCGGCCACUGGUCUAGAGAUAUCACCAAAGCGAAGAACGGACGUUGGAUAUUCAGGGAUAGGAAUGCUAAGCUAAAGAUUGGGGACAAGAUAUACUUCUGGACUUAUAUACUUAAGGAUGGGUUGGGGUACCGACAGGAUAAUGGAGAAUGGACUGUUACUGGUUAUGUUAAUGAGUAUGGAGAACCUUUAGACGCCAACUUUGAGCCCAGAUCAACGGCUUCUACAGCACCCCCACCCCAAGCCGGUGCAGGUCAAGCACCAGGACCAAGCUAUCCGUGCGAACUGUCAGUCUCAGAGGUCUCCGUGCCAGGAUUUGUCUGCAAGGGUCAGAUGCUAUUCGAAGACAACUUCAACAAACCCCUGGCUGACGGUAGAAUAUGGACUCCUGAAAUCAUGUUCCCCGGAGAACCGGACUAUCCGUUCAACGUGUAUAUGAAAGAAACUGAUAAUCUUCGCGUAGGGAACGGCAACCUGGUCAUCAAGCCAAUGCCGUUGGUUACUGCGUUCGGUGAGGAUGCAAUUUGGAAGACUUUGGAUCUUUCAGAUAGAUGUACCGGCUUAUUGGGCACAGCACAAUGCAAACGCGACCCAUCGGACGCGAUCAUAGUGCCGCCUAUCGUCACGGCGAAGAUCAACACCAAAAAGACGUUCGCCUUCAAAUAUGGUCGCGUUGAAAUCAGUGCCAAGAUGCCGCGAGGGGACUGGCUUGUUCCUCUAAUCCAGUUGGAGCCCGUCAACAAGAACUACGGCAUUCGCAACUACGUAUCAGGUCUCUUGCGCGUCGCCUGCGUGAAAGGAAACACAGAGUACAUCAAAACACUAGUAGGAGGACCCAUCAUGAGUGAAGCAGAACCUUACAGGACGGCUAAUUUGAAAGAGUUUAUUAGCAACGAACCCUGGACAAACGAAUUCCAUAAUUAUACCUUAGAGUGGAGUCCAGAUGCUAUAACGAUGGCGGUGGACGGCAUUGUUUACGGACGUGUGACGGCCCCAGCUGGAGGUUUUUAUAAAGAAGCACACGAACAAAAUGUCGAAGCCGCUGCGAGGUGGAUCCAGGGGUCCAACAUAGCACCCUUCGAUGAUAUGUUCUAUAUAUCCCUGGGCAUGGACGUGGGUGGCGUCCACGAGUUCCCGGACGAGGCCAUCAACAAGCCGUGGAAGAAUACCGCCACCAAGGCCAUGGUCAACUUCUGGAACGCGCGUAGCCAGUGGAACCCCACGUGGCUUGAGUCGGAGAAGGCGCUGCUGGUGGACUACGUUAGGGUGUACGCUUUGUGAUCGAUUUACGUUAUGUUGAUUUACGUCUGUUUAGUCAACUGAGAUUAUACAAUAAAUGAAUUAUCUAAUUUAAAA